AGACUCUACACAGUUGACGAUAUGCCACGUCUUUGAAAGUGCAGCAUCCAAUCAUCAGAACACACAGGUAGAAAUAACCAGGAUACUGAAGCUUGCAUCGUUAGUACAACAGAUCCUGUUCCAGACAUUGCAAGAUGGCAGGUCUUCGAUGCAGUUUGGCACUGAAUCUGCUAGCAGUGGCAGUAGUGCUUUUAGCUGCCCAACAGACCAGGGCACACUCCCAUUCUCAUGGAGACCAUGGGCAUGGUCAUGGCCACGGGCACCAUCACCAUGGGCACCACCAUGGCCACUCUCAUGAAGCACCGAAGAUGUUUCAUGGAGCCAGCAAGUGGAGUGCUGAGGCUAACAUCCCAACAGGUGAAGAGGAGAUCACUGACCACCAUGGACACGCGCACGAUCACCAUGGACACGCGCACGAUCACCAUGGACACGCUCACGAUCACCAUGGACACGCGCAUGAUCACCAUGGACACGCUCACGAUCACCAUGGACACGCUCACGAUCACCAUGGACAUGCACACGAGCACCAUGGACAUGCACACGAGCACCAUGGACAUGCACACGAACACCAUGGACACUCCCAUGACCAUGCUCCUGAGCUAAAGCAGGAAGCUGAGGCAGAAAAACGUGACUUGGUGGAGCUGUGGAUGCAGGCAAUAGGUGCCACUCUGCUGAUCAGUGCCGCACCCUUCCUCAUCCUCUUCCUCAUCCCGGUCCAGUCCAACACGGACCAGCACCAGAACCUGCUGAAAGUGCUGCUCAGCUUUGCGUCUGGCGGACUGCUGGGAGACGCCUUCCUCCACCUCAUUCGUGCCAAACAUGCUCACAUGAUGUCUGUGGGCUUGUGGGUGCUGGGUGGAAUAAUGGCCUUCCUGAUGGUGGAGAAGUUUGUCCGUCUCCUGAAAGGAGGACAUUCCCAUUCCCACUCGCAUGGACACGGACACUCCCAUGGUGCUAAAGCAAAGGACAGUGAUGGAGAGGAAGAAGAGAAGGAAGAGAAGAAAGAGGAAGUGAAGGAGGACAAAAAGGCACCCAAGACAGUGGAGGAGAAGGGAACAGAUAUUAAAGUGUCUGGCUACCUGAAUCUUGCCGCUGAUUUUACGCACAAUUUCACGGACGGUCUGGCCAUUGGCGCAUCCUUCCUGGUUGGGCCCACUGUUGGCUUGGUAACGACCAUCACCAUCUUGCUCCACGAGGUGCCUCAUGAGAUUGGUGAUUUUGCCAUCCUCGUCCAGUCGGGCUGUACAAAGAAGAAGGCUAUGUGUCUCCAGCUCCUGACAGCUGUCGGAGCGCUCGCUGGCACAUCUUGCUCCCUCCUGGCUGAAGGUGUGGGUGCAGCCGCCACUGCGUGGAUCCUCCCCUUCACCGCCGGUGGCUUUGUUUACAUCGCCACGGUGACUGUCCUGCCUGAGCUGCUGGUGGGCCGGUCCAGCCUUGGCCAGUCGCUGAUGGAGAUCCUGGCAAUGCUCCUCGGAGUAGGCAUGAUGGUGCUCAUUGCUGAGUACGAGUGAUCUCGCAAAGUGUGGGACGGAACGAGGGAUGACUGAACGAGGGAGAAAGGGACAGAGGGAGAGGAUGGAGGACAGAAAUGGUGAUUAGGAGAUUGGGAACAGUGGAGAAUUGUCACGCUGAACUGUGUUACUUUUGGAGUGAGCUGAGAAUUAAGGCUUUGGCGGGUGAGGAAAAAGGUCAGAGUGUGGCUAGCGCCAGCAGAGGACUCUGUCAUGCUGUGCGGGUUCAGUCAUCGUUUCAGAGAGGGGUUACACCACAAGAGAGACUUGGGAGGCACUAAGAGGAGUGUAAUAAAUUGGCGUCUGGUCCCUCCAGCACCAUGUAACGUCCAUUAUCAUUCCAUUGGGUCUCAAAAUGGGAUCACACUUCAGUCGUUUCAUACCCUGCAUUUUACUCCUACACUGCGCAGAAUAAAUUAGUUGUUGAUUCAACAAUGAAUCAGAUGUUGAAUCAACCACAUAAUCUAUGUUUGUGCUAAUUUUACUUUAACUGUUAUUUUUUAUUUCGUCAGAUAUGUAAAUUGUGUUUAAAAAUUGUGUUUUUUUUUUUAAAUUUCAGAUGGACAUUUUAUUUUAGAAUUUUUCAAAGGAUAUGCGCUAUCAAUGUGCUUGGCGUCCAUGAGACUCGUUUCAUGCCUGUCUGGUCCUUUUACGGAUUUAGACCAUUUUGCGAAUGUCAGCUGUUUUUCUCCGUAGAGAAUGGUAACGGUUAAGAGACAAGAAGUGUGGCUGUUAAGAAUCCUCACCAGAAUCACUGCGUGCAAGCCAUUGGAGAGAAAGGAAGAGCUACUUUUAGAAUUUAGUCAACAUCAGAAGCUUGUUUUGUGGCGUUUGAAUAUGCUUAAACCACUGUAACCUCCGCUCUGGUGGUUUCUCUUUUGAGCAGAGCUUCUUGUGGAAAUAAUUUAGGUAAUGAAUGUAGUCCACUGUCUGUCAUGAGCAUCUGUACAAGCAGCAGCAGCAGCUUAAUUCAACUUCUUAUAGUAUCGUUAUUGAUGUGAAACUGGAACAGUUGUUCAUGGGUCUAUUCACCUCUUACUGAGUUGCAGUCUAGUGUUGAGCUUCUCUGAGUAACUUUCUUUUCCUCUUAUCAAUUUUUUUUUUUGUCCCCCCACAAGUGAGUGGAUCCAAAUGUCUUGUGUGGUCAUGACUAUGACUGUUGUCAGAUAUCCCUCAUCUCACACACACACACACACACACACACACCUUUAACAUGAUUUCUUUGUGAUGGGCCAAACUGAGGAGAGACCAAACAGAUGAGAUGAAAUGAAAGUUUCUGUAUGCCUCUUGUGUUCAUUAAAAAUGUACAUUGGUAGACACCAGA
Molecule: messenger RNA, 2835 nt
Organism: Alosa alosa (allis shad)
Lineage: Eukaryota; Metazoa; Chordata; Actinopteri; Clupeiformes; Clupeidae
Gene: slc39a7
Product: solute carrier family 39 member 7
Biological process (GO): intracellular zinc ion homeostasis; zinc ion transmembrane transport
Cellular component (GO): membrane
Molecular function (GO): zinc ion transmembrane transporter activity
Source: RefSeq, a predicted model, not a curated record